CACGGAAAUUAUGAAACUACUUUCUUUUUCAAAUUUUUUUUUUUUUGUAGCGGAGAAUUGCGUUGUAUUAAUGCGCUGCACCAUACGCUGAGGAAAUUACAGAUAGGGUUACUGGGUAUGUCUACCAGGUAGAAUUCAUUCCUUAUGCGUGAUUGGCUUGUCGGUGUUAUCACGUGAUAUUACCGAGGUAAACUAUGAACAGGCGCUACAAUCGGAAACGUUCGAGCGAAAGCAUCAAGAUGAACUCUGAUUUGAAAAUAGUCAAUGUCACAUCAAAACUGCAGUCAGUCAUAACGUGCCUGAACAAUGAACCACUGAUACAACGGCAGUUGGUUGGAAUUGAAUCGAAAUGCGGAAAUUUUAUAUCGGCGUUCAAAGCAGUGUUAAGAAACGAAGGAGGAAAUCUUAACCGCGAAAAGCAGAUCCUCUUGGCCACAAGAUCGAUUGAAACUCUUGCUAUUGAGAAACCGCUUAAAUCACUUCAUGAAAUCGGCAAAGCAACUAACAAAUUGAAAGGGCAGAUAGGCGAUGUAGAAGUCGAGGUUGGAAAUACUUUAGAAGAUUGUCGGUCAAGAGUAAGAACCAAACAAAACGAGCUGUCAUCGAAGAAAAAUGAUAUCGAGAAAACUAAGGAGGUGAUCAGUCUGUUGGAAAACGAAAAAAAGUCAUUGGAGCGCGACAAAGACGAUUUGCUUCAAAACGCAAAUGCAAAAGAGGAAGAAGCUAGACAACUACGCAAUAAAGCUGAAGGCAAUAAAAUUGUAGGUGCAAGUGCGGGCAUAGCUGGAGGACUAUUUGGCGUGGCGCUUGCACCUUUCACAGCUGGUGGCAGCUUGGUAGCCCUUGCAGCUGGAGUCGCGACUAUGGCUCUUUUACUAGCAAAUGCCGCCGACUUGGAAAGUGACGCUCGAAUAAAAAGAGAUCUUGCUUCACAAAAGGAAAACGAGGCAAAACGUGUCUCACAAACUAUUCGAGAUCGUGAAAGAGACUGUAGAAACAAGGAGCAAGAAGUGAGAAACAUUGAAAACGAGAUAAAUCGUCUGACAAACGAACAAAGAAAACUGUCGGAGGUAUCAAACCUUCUUUCAAAUUUUGUGGGCUCUAUUAUGCGGCUUCAGCUAGUGUUUCAGAACGCUGAGGUGACAUUUCGGGAUACAUUACAACAGACAAAAGUGCUGGAGGUUUUUGACAAAGAAUGUACUAAGGAGAAGGAGUUGCUAGAUAUGGCGAAUUCUCUUUUGGACAAAACAAAGGACCGAUGGAAUACCAUGGAAAACGAGCUUGUACAACAAGGACUGGCCUUGAAAGCCGGCGAUUCCCGUCUUACUAUUCUUUAAGUGGACGCUUACGAGCCAGUAUAACAAAGACUGGCCCUAAAACCCGGCGAUUCACGUAUUACUAUUCUUUGAGGGGACGCUAACGAGCUUUUACAACAAGGAUUGUCUCUGAAGGCCGGCGGUUCCAAUCUUACUUUUCUUGAGGUGACUCUAACGAGCUAUUGCAAAAAGGACUGGUCAUGGAGGCCGGUGAUUCCCGUCUUACUAUUCUUUGAGUGGACGCCUACUAUUUGAUUAGACUAACACGUUUUAGCAAAGCCACAAUGUCAAUCAUUGUUCCAUAGGUGUCCUUCAAAUAGCUUGGACGCUAUUAUAUGGCCUUUCAGCCCUAUUAUAUUGUUUAAAAGUAAUAAUAUGACCUUUCAAUGAAAGUGUUCAACUUGAAAAAAUAUUUUUUUUACCUUGAACGCGCACGUCUUAAAUGCAAGAAGCGUUUUCAUUGUACGGACUUCAAUCGACUGUUCCAUUGCUGACCAAUCAAAUCGGCUUUAAUAUCGUUAAUGAUGUAAUUAGAUGGCUGUCGAAUGUGAUUGAAAGUGAAAGGUGAUUUACAAAAAAACACAUUUGAUUUGGAUUAAUACGCGUCUGAAUCAACGUUUCAGAACGGUAUCGAUGCAUAUUCAAGCUACUUUUUGUUUCGCAUGCGCAAAGAUUGCAUUUCAGUCAAUAGUAACGGGUUUUUUGUUGUUGUUGUUGUUUUUUUGUUGUUUUUUUGUUUUGU
Mya arenaria is the source of this 2058-nucleotide messenger RNA. RefSeq lists its product as uncharacterized. Gene Ontology annotation, molecular function: lipid binding. NCBI's taxonomy places the organism in Eukaryota, Metazoa, Mollusca, Bivalvia, Myida, Myidae. The record is from RefSeq and is a predicted model, not a curated record. Gene Ontology annotation, cellular component: extracellular region. The coding region runs from base 195 to 1337 and encodes 380 amino acids. Gene Ontology annotation, biological process: lipoprotein metabolic process; lipid transport. The transcript has 9 exons.